AUGUCGAGUGCAUGUUUGCGGAAAACAGGCGUGGAAGCUUUGCUUGCUGGCGUGCUGGCUUGCUCGCCUGGGGAGCUCGUGACAUUUCGUCUUCUUGCCGAGGACAUGGCCCAUCCAACCAACGCCUACGCCAAAACAAAUACCGAAAGCUGGUCCGCCUGCCCGACUCUACCCACUUUCUCUGCUCCCCUCUUCCCCUCUGGCCUACCUCCCACACACAUUGGUUUCCGAUACACAGCUUCAUCUCCUCCCUCUUCAUCAGGCUACCUUGAAACUGGAAGAUUGUGUGAACAAAUAGACAGUAUGGCUAGCAACGGUAAAGGCGGUGCGGAAGCAGAGAGGAUCAACACCGACAUCAUCACUCUUACUCGAUUCCUCACUGAGGAGCAGGUAAAGCACAAGGAAGCCACGGGAGACUUUACACUUCUUUGCCAUGCCCUUCAAUUCGCAUUCAAAAGUAUUGCCUACUACAUCCGGAGAGCGACAUUGAUCAACCUCACCGGUCUACAAGGCACAUCAAAUACCACAGGUGAUGACCAGAAGAAGCUCGAUGUCAUCGGUGACGAGCUCUUCAUCUCAGCCAUGCGCUCCUCGGGUCGCGUGCGCUUGCUCAUCUCAGAAGAGCAAGAAGAGGCCAUCGUCUUCAACGAAUUUCCCAAUGCACGCUACGGCGUAGCGUGCGACCCAAUUGACGGCUCCUCCAACCUCGAUGCUGGUGUGUCUGUGGGCACCAUCUUCGCGAUUUACAAACUGUCCGAAGAUGCAAAGGGCACAAAGGAAGAUCUGCUAGUCCCCGGCACAGAAAUGGUAGCUUCAGGAUUCACCAUGUACGGUGCAUCAGCGCAGCUAGUCAUCACAAUGAAGGGCGGCAACGUCAACGGCUUCACACUGGACAAUGCGUUCGGCGAGUUCAUCCUCACACAUCCCAACAUGAGGUGUCCCGAGAAGCGCGCAAUCUACUCGGUAAACGAGGGUAACUCCAUGUACUGGGAAGAGCCUGUCAAGGAGUGGUGCAAUAGCCUCAAAAACCCUGCUGAAGGCCAAAAGCCGUACAGUUCAAGAUACAUUGGUUCCAUGGUAGCUGAUGCCUACCGGACUCUGUUAUAUGGUGGUAUUUUCGCGUACCCGGCGGACAAGAAGAGUCCAAAGGGAAAGCUCCGCAUUCUGUACGAGUGCGCACCCAUGGCUAUGGUCUUCGAGAACGCUGGCGGUCUCGCAGUCAACAGCAAGAUGGAUCGCAUGUUGACAGUAAAGCCUGAACACAUCCACGAUCGAUCUGGUAUCUUUCUUGGAUCGAAAGGAGAGGUGCAAAAAGUUAUUGACGCGCAUAAGAAAUACCAGAAGUGA
This is a messenger RNA of Plenodomus lingam JN3, 1347 nucleotides long. RefSeq lists its product as uncharacterized. Gene Ontology annotation, cellular component: cytoplasm; cytosol. Gene Ontology annotation, biological process: fructose metabolic process; gluconeogenesis; fructose 6-phosphate metabolic process. Lineage: Eukaryota; Fungi; Ascomycota; Dothideomycetes; Pleosporales; Leptosphaeriaceae. Gene Ontology annotation, molecular function: fructose 1,6-bisphosphate 1-phosphatase activity. The record is from RefSeq and is a predicted model, not a curated record.